GAGCUCCGAAUCCUAGAGAAGCAAAGAGGUAAAGGGGGCGGUGAGGUCACUUCCUGCCCAGACCCCCUCCUACCCACCCCCAGAGGAAAGUGGUUUUUGUUUUCCCCGCCAGCGUAACAGCAGCAGCUUCUUUCUCCUGGGACUUUGAAGCCUCACCUGUUUUGCCAGCCGUGACCUUCAGAAAGGAAGUUCUGGCAGAGUAAAGACUGUGUUCUCCGCUCAGAGGCCAAGAUGGGAAUACUAAACCCAGAUGAGACUGAAGCAGAACAAGGCCCUGAAGUCAGAGGGGAAUUCUGGGAAAGAUCUGUCCAAAAGUUCAUCAGCAGAGACACAACCAGCUCAGAUGUCCAACACCAGCACUUCAGGCAGUUCGUCUACCAAGAGGCAGAGGGGCCCCGAGAGGUCUGCAACCGACUCCACCAUCUUUGCCGCCAGUGGCUGAAGCCGGAGAGGCACAGCAAGAAGGAGAUGCUGGACCUGGUGAUCCUGGAGCAGUUCUUGGCUGUCCUGCCCCCGGAGAUGGAGAGCUGGGUCAGGGAAUGCGGACCGGAGACCAGUUCCCAGGCGGUGGCCCUGGCAGAAGGCUUCCUCCUUAGCCAGGCAGAAGACGUGAUGCAGAAACAGCAGGGGCCAUCCAAAGAGGCUACUGAUUUUCAUGAGACAGAGAAGGUACCAUCCAAUCCGAGGAAGAGGCUGUUCUUUUGGGAGGUCACUUUGGAGAAAGACAGAGACACGACCACCCUGGGUGAUCGGGCACUUUCAGGUGGUUCUGGACCUUCAAGUCUCUGUGGUGGACUGGAAGCCAAACAACCAGAUCAGGGUCUGGUGACUCUAGAGGAGGUGUCUGUCUAUUUCACCCAAGAAGAGUGGGCUCUGCUGGAUCCAGACCAAAGGGCCUUACACAGACAAGUCAUGGCGGAGAAUUGCAGGAAUCUGACAUCUCUAGGGCAGGAGUGCAAGAGAAAGGGAGAAAAGCAGAAAAGGGAAACUAAAGCAAAACCAAAGUGGACAAAGACAUCCAUUGCUUCUGAAAGUGCUAAUUUCCAUGAAAUUCCUGUCCAAGAAGAAAGUCGUGAAGGAAAAACGACUUCCACUCAGCAUGCCAAAAUCUUAACUGGGAAAUCAAGCUUUAUCUUGCAUGAGAUAAUGCAAAAUCAGGAAAAGCAGUUGAAAGAGUCGGAGUAUACAGCGAGCUUUAGGGGAAUCAAACCCCUAAUUUUACAGGAAACUCUCAGCACACAGGAGAAACCACACACAUGCUCACAGUGUGGAAAGAGCUUUGGAAGAAAGGACAAAUUUGUACAGCAUCAAAGGGUUCAUACCGGGGAGAAACCAUAUAAAUGCUCAGAUUGCGGAAAGACUUUCAAGAACAGAUCGAACCUUACUUCCCAUCAAACCAUCCACACGGGAGUGAAGCCGUAUCAGUGUCCGGAGUGUGGAAAGAGCUUCAGGCAGCGUGGAGGCCUUACUUCCCAUCAAAGAAUCCACACAGGAGAGAAACCAUACCAGUGCCCUGAGUGUGGAAAGAACUUUAGGCAGAGUGCCAACCUUAUUUUCCAUCAAAGAGUCCACACAGGUGUGAAACCAUAUCACUGCUCAGAGUGUGGGAAGAGCUUUACACAGAGCGCUAGCCUUUUUUCCCACCAGAAUAUCCACACAGGGGAAAAACCAUACACAUGCUCAGAAUGUGAAAGGAGCUUCACGAACCGCUCCAGCCUUGCUUCCCACCAGAGAAUACACACAGAGGAGAAGCGAUAUACGUGCUCAGAUUGUGGGAAAAGCUUCAAUCACAGCGCAAGACUUGCUUCUCAUCAAAGAAUCCAUACAGGGGAGAAACCAUAUAAAUGCCCUGAGUGUGGAAAGAGCUUCAGUCACACCAUAACCCUUUCAACCCAUCAAAGAAUCCACACAGGGGAGAAGCCAUAUACAUGCUCGGUGUGUGGAAAGUGUUUCUCUCACAACACCAGCCUUACAAGACAUCAGAGAAUCCACACAGGGGAGAAACCAUAUCAAUGUUUAGAUUGUGGGAAGCACUUUCGUUACAGAGCAAACCUUACUUUCCAUCAAAGAAUCCACACCAGGGAGAAACCAUAUAAAUGCCCAGAGUGUGGAAAGAACUUCAGUCACAGCAUAGCCCUUGCUUCCCAUCAAAGAAUCCACACAGGGGAGAAACCAUAUCAGUGCUCAGAGUGUGGAAAGAGCUUCAACUACAAAACAAGCCUUUCAGCCCAUCAGAAAAUCCACACUGGGGAAACCCCAUUUACAUGCUCGAUCUGUCAAAAGUGCUUCAAAAGGAGCUCACACCUUUUUUCCCAUCAAAAAAUCCACACAGGAGAGAAACCAUAUCAAUGCUCAGAGUGUGGAAAGCACUUCCGUUAUAGAGCAAGCCUUACUUGCCAUCAAAGAAUCCACACAGGGGAGAAACCAUAUAAAUGUUCAGUGUGUGGAAAGAACUUCAGGCAGAGUGCAAACCUUACUUUCCAUCAAAGAAUCCACAUGGAAGAAACCCUGUAAAAAUCUUCAGAGUGUGACAUGAGCACAGUCAGAACAUGAACUUUUCAGUCCAUUCAAAUUCUAUAUCCAGUUUAAAAAUUAUCUUAGCUCAGUUACAUGGACACCUGAGUGUCUCAUUUGUUGAAACAAGGUAGUGAAGAUGUAGUUAAAGCCUUUUUAAAGUAUCUGAGGUAGAAUGUAUUCUGGAUAAUGUAAUGUGAUUUAUUAGAUUUAACUACUCAGUUUCUUAGCAAACCAAGCAGAUAAAUUUUUUGAGGUAGAAUUAA
Molecule: messenger RNA, 2780 nt
Organism: Heteronotia binoei (common prickly gecko)
Lineage: Eukaryota; Metazoa; Chordata; Lepidosauria; Squamata; Gekkonidae
Product: zinc finger protein 345-like
Exons: 6
Coding region: 232-2514 (760 amino acids)
Biological process (GO): regulation of transcription by RNA polymerase II
Molecular function (GO): RNA polymerase II cis-regulatory region sequence-specific DNA binding; DNA-binding transcription factor activity, RNA polymerase II-specific
Source: RefSeq, a predicted model, not a curated record